AACUCCACAAAUCCUUUCUCAAUAUGCGUUCUUGUGUGGACCUUUGUUCUCGUAAAACGUCAUCAGUCGCAGCCCGAGUACUGUUCCGCAUCUGGCCGAGAACAGUCAUAAUACCCGGAUGUGACUCGCCCCGCACAUGUCACCGGGCAUGCAUCGGAGCAGGCUCGUCUGUUCUUGUGAGCUUGUGAGAGCCAAAUAUCCCAGAAUGCAUUUCAUAUCAGCAACAGGCAGCAACGACAGAGGAAAAUAAACACAACUAUGGACCCGAAUACGUUCCUCUACGACGUCCCGCCGGUUGUCAUCGGGAGACUGUGCCGAAUCCUGGACAGUGGGGUUGACAGGUUAGGGUGGCGUGGACUAGCUGUCCGAGUAGUCCCCAGCUUGUUAGAGGUCCGCAUGUUGGAACGCGUGGAGGCAGCCGGUCGGAGUCCCACUUCGGAGCUUCUUUGGUCCUGGGCUCAGGAGAACCCAAGGGUCCUGGACCUUCUAAAGUUGCUGCAGGACAUGGGCCAUCACAGGGCUCUGCAGCUCCUCCAGGGUCCAGAGUUGCCCGUGCCCUGCAGCAGUCCACACGCCGAUUCCAGAGGACACAUGUACGCAGAUGAAGAGAAGGGAUCCUUCCAACGAGGAGAGAGAUCUGCAGGUCAGGCUUUAUGCUGUGUGAGCUCCGCUGAAGAAAAUCAGCCACCUGUAAUUACCUUCCAAGACAUCAUAGAUGGAACCAGAGAUUUUCACCUUGAAAUGAGAAUUUCAGAGGGACACUUGUGUGAUGUCUACAAAGCACAGCUGGGAAGUGAAAAGGUGGCGGUGAAGCUUUAUAAACAGACAAACACGGCAUCAUGGAAGAAGCUGUGGGACGUCUUCAGGAAAGAAAUGGAAAUUCAUAAUUUGUACCGACAUCCAAACAUCUUGGACUUGUUGUGCUGUUUCACUGAUGAGGGUCGCUACUGUCUGGUCUAUCCUUACCUGGCCAAUGGGUCGCUCUUCCACCGACUCCAUCACCAGGACGGAGAGCCCCCCCUGUCCUGGCAGCAGCGCCUUACCAUCAUUAAGGGAACUGCAAAGGCCCUGCAUCACCUCCACACAGCACAGCCCUGCCCAGUCAUAUGUGGCAGCAUCUCCAGUGCUAACAUACUCCUGGAUAGCGACCUGCAGCCCAAGCUGUCCAGCUUUGGCCUUGCUCAUCUUCGUCCUCAUUCAGCCCAUCAGAACAGCACGGUCACUCUGGACACGAGGUCCCACAGCAACCUGGGAUACCUCUCAGAGGAGUACAUCAGAGACGGCAAGCUGACCUUUAGCCUGGAUGUUUACGGCUUUGGAAUGGUUAUAAUGGAAACGGUAACAGGACGCAAGGUCACAGGGGAGGUAGCGAAAAAAACACCACUGAGAGAUCUGCUUGUAACCGAGGUGGAGGACAGCGGCGGCGUGGACUCUUGUCUGCAGUUCGUGGAUGAGGCGGCCGGCCGUUGGCCCAUCGCCAUGGCCCUCGACCUUCUGCGCCUGGCCUUGGAAUGCGCGGCCAGCCGCCACCGUAGCAGACCAAGCAUGCAGAAGGUACUUCUUGCAUUGAGCAAGCUGCUUCCUCCACCUAGCUGCCUCACCGCUGACCAACCCCACAGUCUGGACGACCCUCGUGAUUCCAAGCCGACCCCCCCACCUUCCAUUCCCGUGGAGCACGACGAGCAGCUCGGCCCCGGCGCUUCGCCGACGCAGGCGCGGCUCUGCGAGUGCAGCCAGUCGGAGUUGACGUAUCUGAGCGACGCCGGGCGGGCUGUCGACCUGUACACCAGCUGGCCCGUGCAAUGCAGCUGCCCCGCUGAGAGCGGCGGUCUGGCCUGCGAGGACUGCAGAGCCAACGGCUUCACCAGCGACGCCACAGGCGGCCCCCCGACUGAAUCCCUUGGGAUGGAAAAUGCAGCCAAGAAGAGACUGAGGAACAAACUGAGUCUUUACGACAAAGGGCUGAUUCACACACAGGAACUGUUCUCUGAGAUAAACCUACAGUAGAGAGCAGCAUACUUCCUGCAGUGUGUGUCCAGAAUUAUACGGUUUCAUAAAAGGUGAUCAAGUGAGACACAACCUCUAAGCUGUGUGUGUUUUACGGGGGUGGGGGCAGAAAAUGUAAUCUUGUAAUUGAUAUGUUGCUAUUUCAUGUAGUGGGGUGAACUAUUACAGCGCCCAGCAUGAUUUUACCAGGACUUACACACGCUUCUUAUCUAACCAACACUUUGAGCACCGACGCGCGUGCGCUCUCUCGCUCUCUCUCUCUCUGUCACACACACUCGGUUAUCUUAAACAUCUCGUUAAUUUAUGCAACCAGACUCACAAAAGCACCAACUACUUAAAGCACAGCACACAUUUGACAAAUUCAUUCACACUCAAUCAGAAGCCAUUGAGUUUUACGUCAAACACAACUUGUACGCUCUGUGUGAGCCACUCACUGCGGAUUGAAAGUCCGAACACCUUUCUUCCUCUCACUACGGAGCUCUAGUUUUGGUGUCAGCCUGCCAUCUUAUUUAAUGCUGUAAAGGCAGUUUAGUCAAAGUAUUUUUUAACACAAAUCUUCCGUUAUUUCAUUCAAUGACGUUGAUCACACACUGUGAUUUGAUUGGUGUGAUGCCAACAACUUCGUGGCUUCGCUUAACACUGUCCUGAGCGCUCACAGGGGAGCAGUGUCGUCACAAUCGCCUCACCUCAUUGGUUAAUCAUUCUUUUGUGGAUUAUUGCAGAAAAUAAGAUCAGUAGCAAGCACAGGUUUAUAACGCCAGAGAGUCAUGUUCAACAAGAUAUUUUUCAUAAAUAAAACCAC
Pungitius pungitius (ninespine stickleback) is the source of this 2809-nucleotide messenger RNA. It is a transcript of the gene irak3, whose product is annotated as interleukin-1 receptor-associated kinase 3. Gene Ontology annotation, cellular component: plasma membrane. The transcript has 14 exons. Lineage: Eukaryota; Metazoa; Chordata; Actinopteri; Perciformes; Gasterosteidae. The coding region runs from base 259 to 2007 and encodes 582 amino acids. Gene Ontology annotation, molecular function: ATP binding; protein kinase activity; protein binding. Gene Ontology annotation, biological process: protein phosphorylation; signal transduction. The record is from RefSeq and is a predicted model, not a curated record.